Molecule: messenger RNA, 630 nt
Organism: Nerophis lumbriciformis (worm pipefish)
Lineage: Eukaryota; Metazoa; Chordata; Actinopteri; Syngnathiformes; Syngnathidae
Source: RefSeq, a predicted model, not a curated record
AUGCACUGGUUUCUCUUUGGAUUUUGUGCACUGACCAUUAUCAACGUGUCAGUUGCUGCGGGCCGCGAGCUCUCCGUCAUCCAGAAGCCACGAUUCUACGGCGUCCGGCCCAGCCGCUUUGUCACAAUCUACUGCGGGUCCUCCCACCAGCACCUGCCGGCAAAUGUGCGCUGGUUCAAGGCCACCCACUAUGACCAAGACACCACUGAGAGGCGCCUGUUGGAAGAUGUCAUGACUCUUGACAAGGACCUCACACUCAAUGCCUUCCUCAUCCUGCACGAUUUAACCCUGGAGGACAGUGGCGUCUACUUCUGCCGCAUCAAUGAGACGUGGGGAGCCGGCACUCAGCUCCAAGUCGCCAGGACUGUCAACAGAGCACAGGCUGCGCGUCGGAGCAACAUGAAGGAUGCCUUCAUAGUCCUGGAGGGCCUGAUGCUGGCCGCUAUCGUGGCACUUCUGCUUCAACGCAAUCGCAAAAUGUUACAAAGACGAGAGCGCAUCUAUGAGGAGCCCGAAAUCGAACACAUCUAUGAGGGCCUUAAUAUCGAAGGAUAUGGAGGGGGGGACUUGUACGAGGAGUUGGCGGUGUACGCCGAGGCUGGCAAUGAUGCCGAGGCACCGUGGGAGUGA